UGCUACUUCCUAUCCUGUGCCUGUCUGGCUAAAGAUUUUUGCACAUGAAAUCUAAAAAUAAAUAGUUUAUCAACCAAGUUGAAAUACAACAAAUUUCUAAAAUAGUGCACAAUGUUUAUGAAUUAUUUUGCAAAUAGUAAAUCGUUACUCUUUCAACAAUGCUGCAAAAGAUAUUUGAACAAUAAUGUUGCAAGUGUAACUAAAAUACACCGAGAAAUAUAUACUAGAAUGUACCCUACCAAAGUUGUACUACCCAAUGGAGCAUCUAUUAAUAUCAGAUAUAAUGAACCUCGAAAAAUCAUUAAAUUACCCUUAGAUUUAUCAUUAUUAUCAGAUGAGGAAAAGAAGAUCAGAUUAGACCGAAGGAAACCAAAGAAAAAAGUGAAAAUAGCUGAAACUAUUGAAGAUAAUUUUAAUGCUAAAAAGUAUUUAAAAUACUUAAAAAAGAAGUAAAUUACAGAUGUAAAAGUAACUAGUAUGCAUUUAGUGUUUAGAUUUUAAAAUAAAGAGGUAUUACUGUU
Molecule: messenger RNA, 521 nt
Organism: Pieris brassicae (large cabbage white)
Lineage: Eukaryota; Metazoa; Arthropoda; Insecta; Lepidoptera; Pieridae
Gene: mRpL55
Product: 39S ribosomal protein L55, mitochondrial
Exons: 3
Coding region: 112-453 (113 amino acids)
Biological process (GO): translation
Cellular component (GO): mitochondrial large ribosomal subunit
Molecular function (GO): structural constituent of ribosome
Source: RefSeq, a predicted model, not a curated record